This is a messenger RNA of Malania oleifera, 980 nucleotides long. Its product is annotated as probable pterin-4-alpha-carbinolamine dehydratase, chloroplastic. Gene Ontology annotation, biological process: tetrahydrobiopterin biosynthetic process. The record is from RefSeq and is a predicted model, not a curated record. The transcript is spliced from 3 exons. Bases 130 to 780 code for a protein of 216 amino acids. Gene Ontology annotation, molecular function: 4-alpha-hydroxytetrahydrobiopterin dehydratase activity. NCBI's taxonomy places the organism in Eukaryota, Viridiplantae, Streptophyta, Magnoliopsida, Santalales, Ximeniaceae. Gene Ontology annotation, cellular component: plastid.
AGAAUAAUCACAAACAUAGCGAUUCUUUUUGGACAAGGUAAUUCUUGUACAGAUUUUUCUUACAGAGUAAAAUCUUGCAAAGCGGCUUGCUAGGGGUAGAGGCAGAGUGGAAGAAUCCCCAGAACCUCCAUGGCCACCACCACCCCCCUUUGCUUCUCCGCCUGUGUAUCUCCGCGUUGUCCCGGUCCUCACUCAAUCCAAAAGUCUCUAAUCUCUCUCUCUCGCCACCGCCUUCCGGGACUCAUGAAAAAUCGAAGUUGGGUUCGAACUCGGGCCCUGGGGGGCGACAUGUUGGGGGAAUUUGGGGCGCGAGACCCGUUCCCGGCGGAGAUAGAGAGUGGGUUCGGGGAGAAGGUGCUGGGCAACGUCGACACCGAGCACAAAAUCCUCAUUCCCGAUCUCUCCGCGCUCUCUCUCGCGCGACAGCACUGCUCUCCGGUGCCCCCCUCGCAGCCUCCCAUGUCGGAGGAAGAUGCUCAGAAGCUCUUAAACAAGGUUGUUGGGUGGAGAAUUUUGGAUGAAGAGGGGGCACUUAAAUUACAGUGUCUCUGGAAAUUGAGGGACUUCAGAUGUGGGCUUGAACUUGUGAAUAGAAUUUACAAGGUUGCAGAAGCUGCAGGCCAUUUCCCAAAUCUUCACUUGGAACAUCCCAAUCAAGUUAGAGCUGAACUUUGGACUGCUUCCAUAGGGGGUUUGAGCAUGAAUGAUUUUAUCGUUGCUGCGAAAAUCGAUAAGGUAGAAACAUCAGAUCUUGUCCCAAAGAAGAGAAUAUGGGCAUAGCUGCAACUUUUCUUGCAUUUUCUCAAGAAAAUCCAUUGACCCAUCUGCUCUUGAAACGGGUUACGCCGCUUUUCUCCCAUAAUCCCUUUUUUCUUUUAACUUCUUGCAUCACCCAAAGUGAACCUUUUUGUUCCUUGUGUAUAUGAAUUAGUUAAUUGUUUUGUUUUUCCCUCAGCAAUUAUUGCAGGUUUUUAUGGGAA